Molecule: messenger RNA, 4238 nt
Organism: Hypomesus transpacificus
Lineage: Eukaryota; Metazoa; Chordata; Actinopteri; Osmeriformes; Osmeridae
Gene: arid4b
Product: AT-rich interaction domain 4B
Exons: 24
Coding region: 258-4115 (1285 amino acids)
Biological process (GO): regulation of transcription by RNA polymerase II
Cellular component (GO): nucleus
Molecular function (GO): transcription cis-regulatory region binding
Source: RefSeq, a predicted model, not a curated record
AAAGGCGAGAGAUCAGAGAAAGAGCAGGCGACCAACACGGCUUUGGAGGGCUAGUUAGCAACGACUUUGUCGAAUCCACACCAACCGGGUACUGUAGAACGGGCGACGCUCAAAAUCUGACACAUUAUUUACGUAAAUGAUCGUAUGGAUUAAUUUCAACAUUCAGUCAAAGAAGAAACCAGUUUCUCAACUUGACUGCAUAGCGUCAGAUUCCCCAUACUGGUCACUCGAAAGAGACACAGAGGACUUGGACGGAGAUGAAGACUCUGGAGGAACCCCCCUACCUGACAGUGGGGACGGACGUCAGUGCCAAGUACAGGGGGGCGUUCUGUGAAGCCAAGAUCAAGACAGCCAAGAGGCUGGUGAAGGCCAAGGUGACCUUUAAACCAGAUCUGUCCACAGCGGAGGUCCAAGAUGAACACAUCAGAGGGCCUCUAAAGGUGGGAGCUGCUGUGGAGGUCAAGAACCAGGAUGGAGUUUAUCAGGAAGCCACCAUCACCAAGCUGACAGAUGCCAGCAUCUACACUGUGGUGUUCGAUGACGGUGAUGAGAAGACCCUCCGCCGCUCCUCUCUGUGUCUCAAAGGAGCGCGUCACUUUGCAGAGAGCGAGACCCUGGACAGGCUGCCUCUCACCAACCCAGAGCACUUUGGAACUCCUGUCAUCGGCAAGAAGGGCAACCGUGGCCGGCGCUCAAACCCAGUCCAGGAGGAGGAGUCAUCUUCAUCCUCCAGUGAGGAGGAGGAGGGGGACCAGAAGCAGAAUGAGGAUCUGUUCGGGAAGGUGGUGUGUGUGGAGGCCGUCGUCACGGGAGACAAGAAGAAGACCACGUGGUACCCUGCUCUGGUCAUCUCCCCGGAUUGCCAUGACGACGUCACCAUGAAAAAGGACAACAUCUUCGUCCGCUCCUUCAAGGACGGAAAGUUUUACACCGUGCUGAGGAAAGACGUGAGGGAGGUGGAUGGUCGCUCUCCCCCCAGAGCAGAUGCAGUGCUGAAGCCAGCGCUGGAUGCGGCUCUGGAGUUCCAGCGCCAGGCCUCGGUCCCCGGUGCCUGGAGGACGGAGGUGAAGGACGAGAGCUCCAGCAGCGAGGAGGACGACGAGGACGAGGACGAGGAGGAGGAGGAGGAGGCCAGUAGCGAGGAAGAGGAGGAGGAAGUGGAGCCCUACCCAGAGGAGAAGGAGAACUUCCUGCAGCAGCUGUACAAGUUCAUGGAGGACCGAGGAACCCCCAUCAACAAGAAGCCAGUGCUGGGCUACAGAAACCUCAACCUCUUCAAACUCUACCGGCUGGUGCACAAACUGGGUGGCUUUGACAGUAUCGAGAGCGGUUCUGUGUGGAAGUCUGUUUACCAGGACCUUGGCAUCCCUGUUCUCAACUCUGCCGCUGGCUACAAUGUCAAAUGUGCUUACCGCAAGUACCUGUACGGCUUCGAGGAGUACAGCACCUCCACAUCCAUCACCUUCAGGAUGGACCUGCCACUCAAGCAGGGGCCCAAGGGGGAAGCCAAGGUGGAGGGGGAGGAGGCUGGGGGCCCCGCGGGGGCCAUGGGGCCCCCUGCAACCUCCAGCACAGAGGACAAGACAAAUCCGGAGGGGGAGCCCAGCCCGGCCGCGGCUUCUGUCAGCAAGGAGGAGAAGCCAGAAGCAGGCAGGAACAAGACGGGUCUGGAUCCUCCCAAGGCUGAGCUGAAGGACGGAGGCGAGGAAGAGGAGGAUGAUGGCGGGCCGCAGAAGCGCGAGGCUGACAAGGGUCUGUCGGUGUCUCGUCUGGGGGCGGAGGGCAUGAAGCAGGAGGAGGAGGAGCAGCAGGAGGAGGACCCGGCUGGCAGGGUCGUCUGUAGGGAUGUCAGCAGUCAGGAGGGGGAGGAAGGGGAGGAGGUUGAGUGUUACCCCCCGGGGAUGAAGGUGCAGGUGAGGUACGGGCGCAAUCUGAAGACGUACGAGGCCACUGUGAAAGAGGCAGGCGUGGAGGGGGGACAGGUGCUCUACCUGGUGCACUACUGUGGCUGGAACAUGAGAUAUGACGAAUGGGUCAAAGCGGACAAGAUUGUGCGCCCUGCCAAUAAGAAUGUUCCAAAAGUCAAACAUCGCAAGAAAAUAAAGAACAAAGCGGAGAGAGAGAGGGACAGGCAGGAGAGGCUGAGCGAGAGAGAGGAUCUGGGCUCCUCCCCCAACAACCGCGCCCCCCGCCCCCUCAAGCCCUGCUCCGCCCAGGAAGGGUUCUCCAAGAUGGAGGAGGCCUCAGAGAGCUCUACAGAUGAAGAUGACCGUGAGGAUGAAGAGGGUGACCGUGACGACGAGGACCGUCCGGGGGGGCGCAGGGGUCUCCGGAGGGGGGGUCCCCCUGAUCUCCCCCAUGGGGCUGAACGCUGGGACGGGGGCCCGCCCCUGGAGGGCUGCAAACCGCCUCCCACCAUCACUGGGAAGAUCCAAGAACCAAUCAGCUCAGAGAGUCCAGAGAUGGGCAAACGGCGGGGCCAAUCAGAGUUUCAGGUGGUCAGCCCCAGGAAGAGGAGGAGUGAAGGGGCAGCGGAGCGGAGCACCAAGGGCCCGUCUAAAGCCAAGACCAGGAGCACCAGGAGCGCCGACUGGCUCCCUGCGGGGGCCCCGAGGAGGGCGGAGGACAGGGGGGAGCGGGGGCCCUGUCCAGGGGAGGAGCGAGCCCCCUCCUCCAGCUGCAGCUCUGAGGAUGAGGGGCUCCAGACCCCCGAGGCCCCCGCCGGAGACGGGGACAGAAGCCGGCCCAAACCCAGAGGCUCGCCCUCCAAAAAGUACAACGGCAUCAAGGACAAGCCCAGAGGGGGUCGGCCCUCCGGGUUCUGGGACAUCCCUGAGAAGAGGGCCAAGAUGGCAGCCGGCGGCACGGAGGACAGGCCAGCCGGACGCAGUAAAGGCCAGAAGGACGUGUGGUCCAGCAUCCAGGCGCAGUGGCCCAAGAAGACCCUGAAGGAGCUGUUCUCUGACUCGGACACGGAGGCGGCCAACUCCCCCCCCCCAGCCGUGUCUGCCUCGGGGCUGGAGGAGGCCAGGGGGGAGCGGGAGGGGGGCCCCGGGGAGGAGGCCCUGGAGGAGCAAAACGACAAGCUGCAGGAGUUCCCAAGCAGUGGGAGCAACUCUGUCCUGAACACCCCCCCCACCACCCCGGAGUCCCCCUCCAUGGAGGGCCCCGGGCGGCCCCCCUCCCCUCCUCCAUCCUCCGCCCCUGUCCCCGCCCCGGCCCCGAGCCCCCCCCCAGCCCCCCUGCCCCCAGCCCCCUUGCAGGAGGAGGCAGCGGGGGGCCGUAGUGAGACUGACAGCAGCACGGUGGAGGUGGAGAGUCUGGGAGGGGAGAGCCAGGACAUCCCCCUUGCGGACGGGACCCCGUCCCCCUCCAAGGCCUUCGACGGCAGCCUCUCCUGCAACAGCAGCAGCACCUGCAGCCUGGAGCUGAGCGGCAGCAGCCAGCAGGACAGCGAACAGAAAGCCAAAGUGUCUGCUACUCAGAAGCGGCACAAAGAACUGCAGGCUAGCGGAGCCGCGAAGAAACACAAGCCAAACCGCAAGAGCCUUGGAGUUCCUCCCAAAAAGAACCGCAAAACUGCCCACCACAGCAGCGACAGUGAGGACCAGUCUGUGGGGGAGGGUACCGUGGGGGAGGGGGCUGCCAAAUCACCCGCCUCAAAGCCCAGCACCACCGAUAUGAAGGGUGCUAUUUCUCCUAAGUGCCCAGGCAGAACUCCCCCAUCCAGCCAUAAGUACCCCAAGCACGGAGAUGACCACAGCCACCACCGAGAGCACCACGGACGCACGCCCCGGGUAUACAAGUGGAGCUUUCAGAUGGCAGACCUGGAGAAGAUGAGCAGCCUGGAGAGGAUCUCCUUCCUACAGGAGAAGCUGCAGGACAUCAGGAACCACUACCUGUCCCUGAAGUCUGAGGUGGCCUCCAUCGACCGCCGGCGGAAACGCAUGAAGAAGAAGGAGAGAGAAAGUACAGUUGCAGCCUCCUCCUCGUCCUCCUCCUCGUCCUCCCCAUCCUCCAGCUCGCUCACAGCAGCCGUCAUGCUGACCCUGGCCGACCCCCCCGUGUCCUCCUCGUCCUCACAGAACUCUGGCGUGUCGGUGGAGUGCAGGUGACAAGACGUCCCAGCAGGGAGCCACAGCACUGAGCACUUAACCAGCGCCCUGCACCCCCAGCGCCGUGCCCUGCCCCCCCCAGCGCUGUGCCCUGCCCCCCCCAGCGCUGUGCCCUGCCCCCCC